Messenger RNA from Taeniopygia guttata (zebra finch), 907 nucleotides. Its product is annotated as glutathione S-transferase 2. The record is from RefSeq and is a predicted model, not a curated record. Gene Ontology annotation, molecular function: glutathione transferase activity. Gene Ontology annotation, biological process: glutathione metabolic process. NCBI's taxonomy places the organism in Eukaryota, Metazoa, Chordata, Aves, Passeriformes, Estrildidae.
AUGGGGGGCGGAUUCCGAGCGGCAGUGGCAGCACCAGCGCUGGCGGGAUGCCCUGGCACCCUGCCCAUGGCACUGACGCCAGGGGGAGGGCACAGGGUUGGGUCCUGCCCCAGUCCGCCCCAGUCCGCCCCAGUCCGUGUUCUCGCAGAGUCGCAGCCGCGUGUCGCCAUGGUGGUCACACUGGGGUACUGGGACAUCCGUGGGCUGGCCCACGCCAUCCGCCUGCUGCUGGAGUACACGGACACGCCCUACCAGGAGCGCCAGUACCGCCCUGGCCCAGCCCCUGACUAUGACCCGAGCGACUGGACCAACGAGAAGGAGAAACUGGGGCUCGACUUCCCCAACCUCCCGUACCUCAUCGACGGCCCCACCAAGCUGACCCAGAGCAACGCCAUCCUGCGCUACAUCGCCCGCAAGCACAACAUGUGCGGCGAGACGGAGGAGGAGAAGCAGCGCGUGGAUCUCCUGGAAAACCAGCUGAUGGAUUUGAGGAUGAGUUUCGCUCGGCUCUGCUACAGCCCCGACUUUGAGAAGCUGAAGCCGGCGUACCUGGAGCAGCUGCCCCAGAAGCUGCAGGAGCUGUCGCGGUUCCUGGGCUCCCGGCCCUGGUUCGCAGGGCAGAAGAUCACCUUCGUGGACUUCCUGGCGUACGACGUGCUGGACCAGCAGCGCAUGUUCGUGCCCGAGUGUCCCGAGCUGAAGGGGAACCUGGCCCGGUUCCUGCAGCGCUUCGAGGCCCUGGACAAGAUCUCUGCCUACAUGAGCUCGGGGCGCUUCAUGAAAACCCCGAUUUUCUGGCGCCUGGCGAAGUGGUGCAACACCAAGGAGUGAGGGGCUGACCCCCCCGCGCCCCCAAAUCCCCCCAGAACUCCCCAAUAAAGCACGGGGGGCUCCCCCUUGUCUGUGC